AUGCGCGAUCUUCGUGAUCUACACCUUGCAAGUCGACGGAUUGCUCGUAGGCACAGAGUCCGCAUUGCUACCUAUUUCAGGCUUUGCAAUAGAUCACUGCGCAUCCUCAUGGACCUUCUCAGUCCUCAUGAACUGCGCCAACAAAUUGCGUCUGGACUGGAGCAGUUACGGGAGCGAGAGUGGCUUGAUCAAGAACAACCUGGGGAAUUUGAGCCCAUUGUCGUUGAUUUAAGCUAUGUGGAGCUUCCAGAUUUUGAUGACGACCUGGAAUCUGACGUACUGAUCUGGUCAUGA
Molecule: messenger RNA, 294 nt
Organism: Trichoderma virens Gv29-8
Lineage: Eukaryota; Fungi; Ascomycota; Sordariomycetes; Hypocreales; Hypocreaceae
Exons: 2
Coding region: 1-294 (97 amino acids)
Source: RefSeq, a predicted model, not a curated record